AUGGUGCGGCGGCCCGGCGUGCUGUGGGCAGUGGCGGCGCUGGCGCUGCUGGUCCGGCGGGCGGCGGCGCUGGCGGGGCCGGUGGUUCGCUGCGAGCCCUGCGACGCGCGGGCGCUGCAGCAGUGCAAGCCCCUGCAGCCCGACUGCGCCGAGCGGGUGCGGGAGCCGGGCUGCGGCUGUUGCCUCACCUGCGCCCUGCUGCCGGGACAGCCCUGCGGCAUCUACACCGAGCGCUGCGGCGCCGGCCUCAGCUGUCAGCCGCGCCGCGAGGAGGCGAGGCCGCUGCAGGCGCUUCUGGAAGGCCGCGGGCUCUGCACGAACACCUCGGCGGGCGGCAAGCUGCGAGCCUUCCUCUUGCCCGGACCGCACGCUGCGGGGAAUUCCAGUGAUUCUGAAGAAGACGACCAGAAUAGCAGCAGCAUCGAGGGUCAGGCCGUCCCCAACUCGCACAGGGUGCUGGACUCCAAAUCACAUCCACCCCACACCAAAAUAGACAUCAUCAGAAAAGUGCAAGCCAAAAACACACAGCGCUAUAAAGUGGAAUAUGACUCUCAGAGCACAGACACACUGAACUUCUCUUCUGAAUCCAAACAAGAGACUGAAUAUGGUCCCUGUCGCAGAGAAAUGGAAGACACUUUAAACCACCUAAAGAUCCUGAACGUCUUGAGUCCCAGGGGCUUUCAUAUUCCAAACUGUGACAAGAAGGGGUUCUACAAGAAAAAGCAAUGUCGUCCGUCCAAGGGCCGGAAGCGAGGCUACUGCUGGUGCGUGGAUAAGUAUGGCCAGCCGCUGCCUGGCUACGACGGCAAGGGCAAGGGAGACGUCCACUGCUACAACUUGGAAAGCAAAUGA
Messenger RNA from Indicator indicator, 852 nucleotides. It is a transcript of the gene IGFBP3, whose product is annotated as insulin like growth factor binding protein 3. The coding region runs from base 1 to 852 and encodes 283 amino acids. Gene Ontology annotation, molecular function: insulin-like growth factor I binding; fibronectin binding; insulin-like growth factor II binding. NCBI's taxonomy places the organism in Eukaryota, Metazoa, Chordata, Aves, Piciformes, Indicatoridae. The transcript has 4 exons. Gene Ontology annotation, biological process: regulation of insulin-like growth factor receptor signaling pathway. Gene Ontology annotation, cellular component: extracellular region. The record is from RefSeq and is a predicted model, not a curated record.